Messenger RNA from Suillus subaureus, 2722 nucleotides. RefSeq names its product nucleoporin autopeptidase-domain-containing protein. Gene Ontology annotation, biological process: RNA export from nucleus; post-transcriptional tethering of RNA polymerase II gene DNA at nuclear periphery; protein import into nucleus. Bases 190 to 2580 code for a protein of 796 amino acids. Lineage: Eukaryota; Fungi; Basidiomycota; Agaricomycetes; Boletales; Suillaceae. The transcript has 6 exons. Gene Ontology annotation, molecular function: structural constituent of nuclear pore. Gene Ontology annotation, cellular component: nuclear pore; nuclear pore cytoplasmic filaments. The record is from RefSeq and is a predicted model, not a curated record.
AACACUGGGGGUGCGUUUGGUUCUUUUGGACAGAAUAGACCCACCACUGGCUUUGGUUCUACUUCUCCAACCACUGGCAAUGACACCGCUGCUCCUGUUACAACAGGCACAUCGAAUCCUUCCUACAGCUCGUUCGGUGAAAAGGAUCCAACGUCAGCAACUACUCUGCAAUAUCAAACUAUAACGGCUAUGCCCGCCUAUCGAGGGACAUCGCUCGAGGAGCUUCGUCAUCAAGAUUAUCAACAGGGACGGAAGACUGCAGGGGCAUUCGGCCAGCCAUCCUUUGGUGGCACAACAACUACCCAACCAACGAAUUUAUUCGGAGGUGCACCUACGCAGCCUGCCAGUACAUCUAUGUUCAGCGGUGGCGCCGGCGCGGGUACAGGCGCGUUCGGAAGCACGGGAACAACAGGCAAUCCUAGUACUGGCUUUGGAGCUUUCACCCAACCUCAGCCCGCGCAACCGGCAACAGGUACUGGAACCGGAAUAUUUGGGUCAGCCUUUGGUCAGCCUCAACAGCAGCAGCAGCAGCAACAGCAACAACCUUCCGUCUUCGGUUCUUUCGGGCAGCCACAGCAGCAGCCAGCCACAACUGGGACCAGCAUCUUCAGUUCGGGUGGUGGUGGUACAUUUGGGCAGCAGAACAAGCCCGCCACUGGCUUCAGCAGUAGUGCCUUCGGGCCAACAAGUGGCGCGUUCGGUUCUACAGGAACCUUUGGACAACCAGCCAGCCAGCCUGCUGCAGGUACUACAAGCAUUUUUGGCCAGCCUCAACAGCAGCAGCAACCCGCAACUGGGGGCACAUUCAGUAGUUUUGGUUCGAACACGACUGCCAAACCGUCGAUUUUUGGUCAGCCUGCUCAAAGUGGCACAACGUCUACCGGCUUUGGCACGUUUGGCAAUCAGCAGCAGCAGCAGCAGCAGCAACAACAACAACAACAACAACAACAACCCCAGCAGCAACCCCAGCAGCCGCAAGCGGGUAGCAUAUUCGGCAACACGGGUGGUGGCAUGUUUGGUCAGCCACAGCAGCAGCAACCUCAACAGACUGGGUUAUUUGGUCCCACCACAGCCCAACCUCAAGGUGGCCUAUUUGGAGGUCCGACGACGGGUGGAGGUUUAUUUGGGAACACCCAACAAAAUCAACAGCAGACCCAACAGCCUGCUCAACCGGGUGGGCUUUUUGGGCCCAAACCAGCCAUGGGCGGGGGUUUGUUCGGAAAUACAUUCGGUCAGACGGGCACGACGGGAACAAUCAGCUCGCAACCCCAAACAAAUAUUUUCGGGCAGCCUGCAGGUCAAGCAACGAACCAGCAAUCAACAGCUGGGACGAACGCGUUCGGCACAUCCUUAUAUGGUCCCAAGCCUGCCGCACCGGGGCUUGGUACUUCGACAUCAACGGGUGGCUCAUUAUUUGGAAAUGGACAAUCGUUGUCUAGUCUAAACGCCUCUGCUACUGUUCCUGGAGCACAGGGAACUUUGUUCGCCUCCAUUGCCGAACCACUUUCUCAGAACCUGCCAAUCUUCUCGAUGCUUCCUCCUGGCCCGCGUGCCGUAGACCUUGACCAACAACCCAAAAAGAAACCUGGCUUUUUCGUCGACGUCCCUACACGUUCACCUAUUCCAUACCUGCAACUCGGCUAUACUCCCGCUAAUUCGAAGCUGCGCGGCUUUGCGACAUCAACGUCAGGGGCUGCGCUUGGGUCCAGCACGAGUCCCUUCGCCACUUCAUUGACGAAUGGGAAAUCCAAUGCGUUGGCACUUAGUCGCCUCGAUGGGAAGGGUCCUGAUGGAUUGUUGGGGCGAAGCUCCACUCCAUCUCUAGGAAGUGGAGGGCGUCAAAGCGUGAAGAAAUUGAUACUGGACAAGAAAGUUGAGCCUGCAGACCUCUUUAGUCAAUCCGGUUCGCGCGCUACUCCCAGCAGAGUAACGUUCAGCCCUGCCCUCAGCCAGGCCGCACGCGAGAAAGAAGUCGCAAGAGAGAAAGAAGUCGCCGUCAGUGCAGCAUCCGCUGCUCCUCAAGUGGAGACUCCAACACCUAUUGCUCGCAAAGUUCCUGGUCGCUUCUCUGCACAGAGCACCAUCAACGUGUUGGGCUCCCAACCACCCUCACCUGCAAAAGAGCCAGCAGCAUUGCAACAUGGUAGCUACUGGGUGAAGCCUGCACUACCAACUCUCAUCAACCUUGGUUACGAGGACCUAGUGGCAUUCAAGGACCUUAUUGUUGGGCGUGUCGGCUAUGGCGAAAUCCAAUUUUUGGAGCCAGUCGACCUCACUAACCUUCCAAGACUUGGCGCUCUCCUGGGCGAGAUCGUCAAGUUUGAUGAUAAAGAGUGCAGCGUUUACCCGGACACUGAUGAUGCAGACAAGCCUGCACCGGGCUCAGGGCUCAACGUUCGCGCGCGCAUUGUUCUUGUCAGAUGCUGGGCGACGGAUAAAGCGACUCGCGAGCCCAUCAAGGAUGAGAAAGAUCCUGGUGCAAUCAAGCACCUGAAGCGACUGAGGACGAUCAAGGAAACCCACUUCGAGAGCUUUGACAUUCGGGAGGGAAAAUGGACAUUCAGUGUGGAUCAUUUCUGAGCAUGGCUCUCGUUGUUCGUGAGGUGUUGGUUCUCCGCUGACAUACAUGUGCGGUGCAGUAGUAUUCCUUUCCAUAUCUUUGUAAGUGUUGUCUAUGCCACGAAGUGCUGUUAUUAGUUUAGAUGCAGUUAGGAAUACUUUG